Coregonus sp. 'balchen' is the source of this 4047-nucleotide messenger RNA. The record is from the annotation of a GenBank genome assembly. Lineage: Eukaryota; Metazoa; Chordata; Actinopteri; Salmoniformes; Salmonidae.
CCUGUUUACACUCGCACCCCAUCAUUUCCUGUUUCUGAAGCUCGCGUAUAAACAACGCAGUAUGACCGAAACAGCAGGUUAUGUAGUCAGUUCUGUUUAUUCUUUACCUAGCUGUCGAAUUUAGGCUGUUCGCAUUUGCGGGCAUAAAAAACGGUAACUAUGCCUCUGUCCGAUCAAGAACAGAGAAGCCCCAGAAGAAAACGACGGAGCCGAUCUGGCAGCGGCAGUCGAUCUCGCGACUCCAGUCCAGUCUUUGGUCCCAUGCCCAAGGCCCCCAAAUAUGAAGAAGACCAUAAACCUCCUCGAAUGUCCGACAGGGAGAGAGAAAUGAGAGCGAGAAAUGCCAAAAGGUUUCGUACGGAAAACCCCCGCGAGAGGUACAAUAACCACGGCUGGUCCGAUCAGCGCGGCGAUGGCAGAUAUGGAGGUGGCGGCAGGAAUGAUUACUACGAACGGGAUGAUGCUCAAUGCCAGAGACAAGACGCCUUCAUCUCGAGGUAAAUGUAGUUCGCGCGCAAGUUAAUUAGUUACCACCUGGUCUCACAGCUGUGUAGCCCUAUUUAUGCACAACUAGCUAGCAUCCGUGCAAAUACAUUGUCUGGCUCACACUAUCUAACGACAUUGUUUCAAGGGUUUGUGAAAUCAUGUUUAAAAUGAGCCAAAGCUGGUCCUGGGCCACAGAUAGUUGGCUUUCGUUCAAGCCCAAGAUGCCAAGACACCGGACUCAACUAAUCCCAGCCUUGACAAUUUGAUUCAGGUGUGUUAACUCUGGACUAACCUAAAGUAGUAGGCGUAAAAUAAACUCCUGAAACUAGAGCCCCAACAUACUAAAAACUGUUGAGGGAGGUUCUCUUCUGCACUUUUCAACCAAUCCUGUAAAUGUGGAGGAGAAGUUAAAAUGUAUUAUGAACAGGGUGGUUCGAGCCCAUAAUGCUGAUUGGCAGAAAGCUGUGGUUAAUCAGACCAUAUACCACUAGUAUGACAAAAAGUCUUUAUUGUUCUAAUUAGUUUGGUCCUGGCCUGGCCUCCUCCCUAUAGGCUGUAUCAUCUGUUGUCGUCAGCAAAAUUAAUGAUGGUGUUGGAGUCGUGCCUGGUCAUGCAGUCAUGGGUGAACAGGGGAGUACAGGAUGGGACUGAGCACGCACCCCUGAGGGGCCCCCGUGUUGAGGAUCAGCGUUGCAGAUGUGUGGUUACCUACCCUUACCACCUGGGGAAGGCCCGUCAGGAAGUCCAGGAUCCAGUUGCAGAGGGAGGUGUUUAGCCUCGACUGCGCGACAAAUGUCAUACAUUUUGGGCAGCAGGCGUGUCAGUAUAGCUUCUCCCUCGGCAGAGGCUAGCUCUGGACUAAGUGGAUUCCAGGCUGUUGGAACUUGUACAUCCUGUGUCUCUAGCCUAGGACCACAAUUGGUCAUCACUCAAUUGGUCACAAGGUUUAAUGUAUUUCUUGUAUAUUUCUAAUUAUAUGAAUUUCAUUCCAGGCGGCUACAAGAGAGGGAGAGAAUUGGUGAACUUGGAUCACCUGAGGUCUGGGGCUAUUCACCAAGAGUAAUGGCGCCAGAGUAAGUAAUUGUUAUGCAUCUUAUCGAACUAAUCAAGUACAGGAUUUUGAAGAGUUGUGCUAUACACACCAACUAUCAAAUAAUCUACAUUUAGAUCAUUUUGUGACCUUUUUCAAUAAGCUCUGAUGAACAUACACCAGUUGAAGAGGAUGUGAAAAACAGCAGCUCAGAUUCAAGCUCAUCGGGUGAGUAUGCUGAAUUAGCUAGUAGUCUUUAUAAUAAUCCUUCUAUGAAGGUCUGUCCUGAAUUAGCCUAUAUCUGACUGAAUGACAUGCAUUGACUAGUCAAGAACAGUGUAAACUGGGCAUAUUAUAUUAUGUGCAGGACCAGUCAAAAGUUUGGACACACCUACUCAUUCCAGGGUUUUUCUUUAUUUUUACUAUUUUCUACAUUGUAGAAUAAUAGUGAAGACAUCAAAACUAUGAAAUAACACAUAUGGAAUCAUGUAGUAACCAAAAGUGUUAAACAAAUCAAAAUAUAUUUUAUAUUUAUAGAUUCUUCAAAGUAGCCACCCUUUGCCUUGAUGACAGCUUUGCAGGUGUGUCCAAAUUUUUGACUGGUACUGUAGUAAGUCAAAUGUAUGAUCUGAUUACACCCUUGAAUUGGGGAGAGAUCAAGACAAGUGCACUCUAAUUCGUAGACGAUAAGAAGAAGAAGAAGAAGAAGAAGAAGAAGAAAUCCAAAAAGAAGAAGAACAAGAAACACUCCGAUGAUAGCGAGUCAGAGUCGGACUCCGGUGGUGAGAAAUGUUUCACCUUAAAAAAUGUUAAAUUCAAUUACAAAGGCUGCUUGUCCGGCUAAGUUUAUUUCACCCUCUGUUUUCUUUCAGACGAAGAAGUGAAAAAGAAGAAGAAGAAGAAGAAGAGCAAAAAGUAUGUUAAUCUACGUUCUACCUCUAGUCAACCGUACCUAACAUAAAUACUUGACAUACCUAUACACUACAGUGUCUUCCCAUACCAUGUUUUGUCACAGGUCAAAGAAGUCCAAGAAGAAGAAGACUAAGAAGAACCGCAAGCAGUCCGUGAGUGACUCCAGCAGCGACGGGUCGGAGGAGGAGGACGCCAACGGGGAUCUGUGGGUGGAGAGGACCUGCAUUGACGAACACAUGGUGGGCCCUGAGGCCCCACUCACCCACCUGUCCCAGGACGACAAGCCUCUCGAGUAAAUAUACAUAGAAGGAUCUUUCUUACAUUCAAUAAUCUACUCUGUGCUGUGGCUGGGGUUAUGCCAUUGCAAAGUUAUGGAAACAAUUUGAAAUUCCUCUCAGAUGUUGUUAUGAAGUUAUAAUAACCUUAUUACAACGUUUUAUUUAUUAUGACGUUAGAGAUGUUAGUAUCUUACUAUUGUUAACAUUGUAAGGGAUACUCCAUACUGUCUGCAACUCUUGUAAUUAUGUGGCAUUAGGUAGAAAAGGGUCGUAUUAAUUAGUGCACACCGUAGCCAAAUCUUAAGCACUUUAGCAGAACGGUUUGCAAUGGAAAACGAAAACCAGCAUUUCUUAUUGGACACAUUCAGGUAGCCCAGUUUAUUUCCUAGUGAAUAUGACCCAAGCACAUAAAUUUUAGGGCGCUGCUAGGUACAUACAACUUGCUUCCACAGUUUGUCAUGACAUUACCAGCUUUUAAAAUGCAGCUCUAGUCUUUAUUUUUUAUUAUCAAUGAAUGGCUGAUUUAUUGAUUUACAUAACUUUUCCCUUUCCCCCUAGUUUUGGUCAUGCACUGCUGCCAGGUGAGGGUGCUGCUAUGGCAGAGUACGUCAAAGCAGGCAAGCGUAUCCCAAGAAGAGGUGAAAUCGGGUUGACCAGUGACGAAAUCGCAACCUUUGAGAUGUCUGGCUUCGUGAUGAGCGGUAGCAGGUACAUUAGUACUCUUCUGUUUUCAUUUUGACAUUUGAAAUAUUUUAUCAUAUUUUACACAUUUGGUUGACUGCUUUGUAACGCUCAUUGCAAUUUUGUAACCCCCAGACAUCGUCGUAUGGAGGCUGUGCGUCUGAGAAAGGAAAACCAGAUCUACAGUGCGGAUGAAAAGAGAGCCUUGGCAUCCUUCAACCAGGAGGAAAGGAGAAAGAGGGAGAGCAAAAUCCUCUCCAGCUUCAGAGAAAUGGUGUACAGGAAAACUAAAGGCAAAGAGGACAAAUGAGGCUUUUUGUUCCUCCCCUUUCGGAACUUUCUGCUUCUGAGAACUUUUUCUCCCAACAUUAUCUUUUGUUGUGUUUAUUUUCUCAUCGUUUCAUGAUUUGAGAAUGUUAUUUUUUUCCUCUUUGUAUUGGGAAUUAGACUAAUAUAUUACUUAUAUUUUAAAGCAUCUCUGACACAGUGGACUAUUUUGUUUAUUUAGAAAGUAGUCCAUUUGAUAUUGGAAAGUGCUUGUUUGUCACAAAGCAAACGUAUUCAAAAACGAGCACAAGACUGGACCAUGCAGAUGUAUGGUGUAUAGAUUUGGAGAGCCAUUUUGUAUUGGGCUAUUACAAUAUUGUGCAUCCUAACAUA